Camellia sinensis is the source of this 1409-nucleotide messenger RNA. RefSeq names its product C-8 sterol isomerase. Gene Ontology annotation, cellular component: endoplasmic reticulum. The record is from RefSeq and is a predicted model, not a curated record. Lineage: Eukaryota; Viridiplantae; Streptophyta; Magnoliopsida; Ericales; Theaceae.
CUCUUUCCAUAUGACCGUUGUGUUCAAAUUUCAAAAUCUGAUCUUCUUAACACCAAAGAUCUCUCAAGAAAAACCGACACAACCCAGAACACACGCACACACAGAGGCCAUUAACAAACUAAAGAAACCAUGAAAGCAGCAGUUCUGACCUCACCAUCCUCUUCCUCUGGAAAAUCAUCCGCAACCACCACCACUGCCACCAUGGACGAUGAUUCAUCUGAAUCCAGAGAAAGCUGUUACGUUCCGGGAUGUCGAAGAGACACCAAUUGCAACUGCAAAAUCUGCUUAGCAAGCAUCAAUGCCACUCUCGAUCUCAUGCCUUCAAGCAUUCACAGAAGUUCUCUCACCAAGAUCUCAAAACCAGUCCCAACAACCCCUGUUUCGUUCAAUUCCUCAUUUUUGUCAACACCCAGAUCGGGAAAUCCAAGAGUUAUGGCCUCGCCGCCUCUUAAUUCUACGGGGAGAAUGGGUUUUCAUGAGAAGAUUAAGAGGAAGAAGAGAGAUCUGGGUUUUGGGUUUUCUCUGAUGAGGUUUGUUGUGGGUCUGAGCUUGAUUUUCUCGGCAGAAUGUGGAUUUUCUUGGGUGGUUUCCGGGAUUCUAAAUCCCCAAUUCUCGCCGGGUGUAGUGAGAAAUGUGGCUGAGAAAUCAUGGGUUUCUCAAGAUAUAAAUGGGAGAUUUGAAUUCUUGCAGAGAGAACUACAGAGUUUGAUCAAUGACAAUGUCUCAAGUUGUAGCUCUAAUGAUUCUAUAUGGGAAAUCAAUCAGGAUAAUUUGCUAUUGAAUUCGCGUUGUUCACUGUACAAAUCGGCUACUGAGGAGGUGAGCAUAUGGGGAUGGCCCUUGCAGACUGCUGGAUUGCUCACUGCCGAAUUUUCUUCGCGAUCAUUCACCAUCUUGUCUGGAAGAGUUACAGAGUGGUCUGAUGGGAAGGUCAGCUAUUCCACUAGGAAGGCCAACAACUCCUGGGUACACCAAAAAUGGAGUGCCUCAGCUGUGCAAUUAGAUCCGAACACAUGGAUACUCGAAUACACGCAGGCCAGAGUGGUGGAGAAUUCAAGAAUAGUGUCGGCCAUGCUGCAAUUUCUGAAAUUUAGGCUGACGAGAGCAUUUAGAAGGAUGAAGCAAGAGUUCUGGAUAUUGUCUGCAUUUGGAAACCAGUACAGUGGGUUUUUAGAAGACAACUUCAAAGUCCCUACAUGAGAGACCAGUAGUAUCCAAUUCUCAUUCCUUGUGAGAAGCAUCUGAGUAUCUUUUGAUUCGUAUUGCUGCUGUGUUCGGUAUCGUUCAAGAGUUUACAACUUAAAGAUGUGUUAUAUUCUAAUCUGUUAAACUGCUGGUCAAAUGGGCAAUUUUUAUCAUGAAUACAUUGUGGGAACUUCCAUUUCAACACGCCCAAUUCUUUUAGUGUA